GGAGCCCGGCAAACAGAGCUGCCCGAUCUUCUGCCCGCAGGUUUCCUCAAGGAACACCACCAGGACUUCUUCCAGCCUCCCCUGCCGGAGCAGAAAGCAGAAGCCAUUCGCCGCCUGGGUUUUGGCACCAACAACAAGAUCUUUCUGGAGUUCGAGCGGCCUUUCUGGGAACCCCAGCAGCAGCUCAUCGAAGUGGUGUGGGAGGACGAGUCGCCCCUCGAGGAGCCUAGCGCCGACUUGGAGGCCAACUGGUUCAAGAAGCUCAUCGGAUUCGUGGUCCUCCAACCGCCGGAGCAGCAUGGGCACGUCCUCUGCGGCUUCAUCGCGGGGAAGGAGUCAGAGUACAUGGAGACGCUGAGCGACGCGGAGGUUCUUGGCACUAUGACGCGCGUGCUCCGCACGCUGACAGGGAACCCGUGCCUGCCUGCUCCCAGGAGCGUGCUGAGGUCCCGGUGGCACAGCGCUCCCUACACCCAGGGCUCCUACAGCUACGUGGCCGUCGGCAGCUCGGGGGACGACAUCGACGUGCUGGCUCAGCCCCUGCCCGAGGACCCCGAGGACCCCAGGGUAAUUGCUUUUGGCCUGGGGGAUGCAGCCCACCGCACCUUCUCCUCCACCACCCACGGGGCCCUGCUGUCAGGCUGGCGAGAGGCCGAGCGCCUCAACCAGCUCUUCGAGGCGCCCAGCCCCGCUCCACGGCUCUGA
Molecule: messenger RNA, 705 nt
Organism: Fulmarus glacialis (Northern fulmar)
Lineage: Eukaryota; Metazoa; Chordata; Aves; Procellariiformes; Procellariidae
Product: peroxisomal N(1)-acetyl-spermine/spermidine oxidase-like
Exons: 4
Molecular function (GO): polyamine oxidase activity
Source: RefSeq, a predicted model, not a curated record